Molecule: messenger RNA, 528 nt
Organism: Saccharomyces eubayanus
Lineage: Eukaryota; Fungi; Ascomycota; Saccharomycetes; Saccharomycetales; Saccharomycetaceae
Gene: ZIM17
Product: Zim17p
Exons: 1
Coding region: 1-528 (175 amino acids)
Biological process (GO): protein stabilization; protein folding; protein import into mitochondrial matrix
Cellular component (GO): mitochondrion
Molecular function (GO): protein-folding chaperone binding; zinc ion binding
Source: RefSeq, a predicted model, not a curated record
AUGAGUCUAAGAGGCAAAACGUUGUUGCGCAGCGGAAUGCUGUACUCUAGAUGCAUUACAAGAACCCUGUUGCCUCGUGUAACCUACAAUUUGUGUCGCACUUUCCCUAGAGCAUCGCUGUACACCAGCGUCAUCAGAUAUAAUGAGAUAAAAAAGGACGAUAAGAAAGUGCAUUUGGGGUCUUUUCAAGUGGAAAAGCCCAAGAUGAUGAUUGCUUUCACCUGCAAGAAAUGUAAUACGCGGUCCUCGCACACAAUGUCAAAGCAAGCUUAUGAAAAAGGAACGGUCAUGAUUUCUUGUCCGCACUGUAAAGUAAGACACUUGAUAGCAGACCAUUUGAAGAUCUUUCACGACGACCACGUCACCGUGGAACAGCUGAUGAAAGCUAACGGGGAGAAAAUCAGCCAAGACGUGGGCGACUUGGAGUUCGAAGAUAUUCCAGAUUCGCUAAAGGACGUCUUAGGCAAAUACGCCAAGAACAACCCAGAACAGACGCCACACCUGCCCCAUCCAUCGAAAAAGGACUAA